AUGGGUGUUCAAUACAGAACUGCGGACUUCAAGACGUUGGAGCGUGAAAGACGUUUCCAGAACCCGCCAAAGGACAAGAGCGCGUUCCCUCUUUUGGAGGAAGCGGUGAGACCUCAUGUUGGUUCUUUCAAUGCGCUGACUGAGGGCACCGGCGGUGGGCUGCUAAACCUGGGAGUCAAGGAUAUCGGUUACAAGACCAUCUUCGACUCGAACGAUACAGAGAGAUUGGGCAACAAGCUGAGAAUCAGGGUGGAGUCUGUCCAGCUUGCAAAGCCUCAAGUUCCUCCUAAUGACAAGCUCAGCAUCGACAAGAAGAUCUGGCCAUCAGAGGCGAGGGAGAGAAUGAUCAGUUACAGAGGUAAGUUGCUGCUGAAGGUGUCCUGGUCUGUCAAUGACGGUGAAGAAAUCAGUGAGAUCAGAGACGCUGGGCAGGUGCCAAUCAUGCUCAAGACCAACAGAUGUCACUUGGAGAACCUCUCGCCGGAUCAACUCGUCAACCGCAAGGAAGAGUCUGAUGAAUUGGGUGGCUAUUUCAUCGUGAACGGUAUUGAGAAGCUUAUCCGUAUGCUUAUCGUGCAACGUCGUAACCAUCCAAUGGCUAUCAUCCGUCCUUCCUUCACGAACAGAGGUGCGGCUUACUCUCAAUUUGGUAUCCAAAUCAGAUGUGUGAGACCAGACCAAACUUCUCAGACAAACGUCUUGCACUACUUGAACGAUGGUACUGUGACGUUCAGAUUCUCAUGGAGGAAGAACGAAUAUCUUGUUCCUGUCGUUAUGAUCUUGAAGGCCCUCAUCGAGACUAACGACCGUGAGAUCUUUGACGGUAUCGUUGGUUCUGACAUUGAAAACUCGUUCUUAACGGAUCGUUUGGAAUUGCUUUUGAGAUCUUACAAGUCCUAUGGCUUGAGCUCUAACAGACAAACUCUGGCGUACCUGGGUGAUAAGUUCAGAGUUGUCUUUGGUGCAACUCCUGAUGUGUCAGAUGUCGAUGUUGGUAAAGAAGUGUUGCAGAGAAUUGUGCUUGUCCACUUGAAAGACAACAGAGACAAGUUCAGAAUGCUCCUCUUCAUGAUUAGAAAGCUUUACACACUCGUCGCUGGUGACUGUGCACCAGACAACCCAGAUGCCACACAACAUCAAGAAGUCCUUCUCGGAGGUUUCCUGUACGGUAUGAUCAUCAAGGAGAAGAUUGAAGAGUACCUCAACAACUUCAAACUCCAGGUCCAAUCUGACUUGAACCGUGGAACUGCAGUGAACUUCAACGAUAGAAAGUACAUCACCAGGGUGUUCUCAAGAAUCAACGAAAACAUUGGUCAGAAGUUGCAAUACUUUUUAUCCACGGGUAACUUGGUCUCACAAUCCGGUUUGGAUUUACAACAAGUGUCUGGUUAUACCGUCGUUGCUGAAAAGAUCAACUUCUACCGUUUCAUCUCGCAUUUCAGAAUGGUCCAUAGAGGUUCUUUCUUUGCACAGUUGAAGACCACCACUGUGAGAAAAUUGCUUCCAGAGUCAUGGGGUUUCCUCUGUCCUGUCCAUACUCCGGAUGGUUCUCCAUGUGGUUUGCUAAACCAUUUUGCCCACAAGUGUGCUAUCUCAACUGAAGAGUCGGACGUCUCAGGUGUCCCAGAUGCUCUCUCAGCACUUGGUGUGUCACCAGCUCAUACGUUCGCAGCUGGUCCAGACGUCUGCUGUGUACAACUCGACGGUAAGAUUGUCGGCUGGACCACCCACCAACAAUCAAAGGUUAUCGCUGAUACCCUCAGGUUCUGGAAGGUGGAAGGAACCCACAACUUGCCUUUGGAUUUGGAGAUUGGUUACGUUCCUCCAUCAAGUAAAGGUCAGUAUCCAGGAUUGUUCAUCUUUGGUGGCCGUUCCAGAAUGAUGCGUCCUGUUCGUUACCUACCAUUGGAUAAAGAGGACAUUGUCGGUCCUUUCGAGCAAGUUUACAUGAACAUUGCUGUUACACCUGAAGAAAUUGAAAAUAACGUCCAUUCGCAUGUUGAAUUCACCCCUACAAACAUUCUGUCCAUCUUGGCUAACUUGACACCAUUCUCUGAUUUCAAUCAAUCUCCAAGAAACAUGUACCAAUGUCAAAUGGGUAAACAAACCAUGGGUACCCCUGGUGUUGCUCUCGUGCACAGAUCUGACAACAAGUUAUACAGAUUGCAGUCUGGUCAAACCCCUAUUGUCAAGGCUAACCUGUACGACGAGUACGGUAUGGAUAACUUCCCUAACGGUACCAACGCUGUUGUUGCUGUCAUCUCUUAUACCGGUUACGAUAUGGAUGAUGCGAUGAUUAUUAACAAGUCUGCUGAUGAGAGAGGUUUCGGUUAUGGUACAGUGUACAAGGUUGAAAAGGUUGAUCUCGGCCAAUCCAGACGUCGUGGUGAUCCUAUCACCCAGCACAUCGGUUUCGGUGCUGAUGAGUGGCCAAAGGAGUGGAGAAAGAUCUUGGAUACCGAUGGUUUGCCAAUGAUUGGUAGUAGGGUUGAGGAGGGUGAUCCAAUUGUCGCUUUCUACGAUGAAACCAUUGGUAAGACCAAGGUUAAGACGUACCACUCUUCCGAAGGUGCAUACAUCGAGGAGGUUAAACUCCUUGGUGAUGAGGGUAAUGAUCAAGAGUUCCAACAGUUGACCAUCAAGUACAGAAUCACUCGUGCGCCAUUGAUUGGUGAUAAGUUCUCCUCGAGACACGGACAGAAAGGUGUUUGUUCUAGAAAAUGGCCACAGGUUGAUAUGCCAUUCUCUGAGACCGGUAUUCAACCUGAUGUCAUUAUCAACCCUCACGCCUUCCCAUCUCGUAUGACCAUUGGUAUGUUUGUUGAAUCGCUUGCAGGUAAAUCUGGUGCCCUUCAUGGUAUUGCACACGAUUCUACACCAUGGAAGUUCAGUGAAAACGAUACACCAGCGGAUUAUUUCGGUGAGCAAUUGCGUAAAGCUGGUUACAACUACCAUGGUAAUGAACCUAUGUACUCUGGUGCUACUGGUGAGGAGCUGAGAUGCGAUAUCUACAUUGGUGUUGUCUACUACCAAAGAUUGCGUCACAUGGUGAACGAUAAGUUCCAGGUUCGUUCCACUGGUCCUGUCAACUCGCUCACGAUGCAACCUGUUAAGGGUCGUAAGAGAUCUGGUGGUAUCCGUGUUGGUGAGAUGGAGCGUGAUGCCCUCAUUGGUCAUGGUACCGCUUUCUUAUUACAGGACCGUCUUCUGAACUGUUCUGAUUACACGCAAACAUCCAUCUGUCGUGGCUGUGGAUCCCUGCUCUCCACGCAAACCUCUGUUCCUAGAAUUGGCUCUGCAGCCACCAUCCGUUGUCGUAACUGUUCGGCAAAGUUCGAACAUUCUUCCAGCUAUGUUGAUGAGUCUGAUAUUUGGGAAGAUGGACAGGGUAACAAGUUUAUCGGAGGUAACGAUACCACCACGGUUGCUAUACCAUUUGUCCUCAAGUACCUGGACUCUGAGCUCGCAGCAAUGGGUAUCCGUAUGCGUUAUAACGUUCAACCCAAGUGAGGUAACAGUGCUAUGGAGCCUAAUUGCAUAACAAUGGGGUUAAACCGUUGUUCUAUAUACACGAUCGAGAAUCACCAAAAGGGGAAACCAAUCACGUGGAAUGUACACUAGAUGUUUAGAUAGGGGGUCCUUGUAGCAUUGAGGCGAUACGAACCGUGCUGUCGUCGUGUAUGGCGUUGCUGGUGAGCUGUGAAUGCCAUUACCGAGGAUGCCGUGUAUUUAUACCCAAUGCGGUAAAGCUAUGCGGUCGUGGUAUCACGUGACUUGCACGUGACUCCACAGUGCUACACCACUACACCACUACACCACUGUAAGAUCCAAAGCCCACAGGCUUUACUGGAGGCCAACACUGCAAGUUGCACAGCACCGCCAACCGCAUCGGACUUGUCGCAUUUACCGACACAGCACCCUGUCUUGCACACUGUCUCUUUCCUCUGGUCAUUGUAUGCCACGGUGGGGGGAGAAAUAGGGGCAUGAAC
Messenger RNA from Williopsis jadinii, 3989 nucleotides. RefSeq names its product DNA-directed RNA polymerase I core subunit RPA135 (gene RPA135). Gene Ontology annotation, molecular function: DNA binding; DNA-directed RNA polymerase activity; ribonucleoside binding. The record is from RefSeq and is a predicted model, not a curated record. Gene Ontology annotation, biological process: DNA-templated transcription. Gene Ontology annotation, cellular component: RNA polymerase I complex; nucleus. The coding region runs from base 1 to 3510 and encodes 1169 amino acids. The transcript has a single exon. NCBI's taxonomy places the organism in Eukaryota, Fungi, Ascomycota, Saccharomycetes, Phaffomycetales, Wickerhamomycetaceae.